CGUGCGCGGCCCCGCGGAGGCGUGCAGGCGCCCGCGUAGGCAGAGGCUGAGGUGGCAGAGGCCCCGCCAACAUGGAGCUGCCGCAGAUCCCGGAGCUGAUGGGGCUGUCGCUCUUGCUCGGGCUGCUGGCCCUGAUGGCGACGGCCGCGGUAGCGCGGGGAUGGCUGCGCGCGGAGGAGGAGACAUGCGGCGGGUCGGCGGGCCAAAAAGCAAAUGGACUUCCCCUUGACAAGUCCUCGAGAUCCAAGAAGCAGAAACAGCAUCAGCGAAUUCGCAAGGAGAAACCUCAACAACACAACUUCACCCAUCGCCUCUUGGCUGCGGCACUGAAGAGCCACAGUGGGAACAUAUCUUGCAUGGACUUUAGCAGCAAUGGCAAGUACCUGGCCACCUGUGCAGAUGACCGCACUGUCCGCAUCUGGAGCACCAAGGACUUCCUGCAGCGGGAGCACCGUAGCAUGAGAGCCAAUGUGGAGCUGGACCAUGCCACUUUGGUGCGCUUCAGCCCUGACUGCAGAGCCUUCAUUGUCUGGCUGGCCAAUGGAGACACCCUCCGUGUCUUCAAGAUGACCAAGCGAGAGGAUGGGGGCUAUACCUUCACGGCCACCCCAGAGGACUUUCCUAAAAAGCACAAGGCACCCAUCAUCAACAUCGCCAUUGCUGACACAGGGAAGUUCAUCAUGACUGCUUCCAGUGACACGACUAUCCUCAUCUGGAAUCUGAAAGGUCAAGUGUUGUCUACCAUCAACACCAACCAGAUGAACAAUAUACAUGCUGCUAUAUCCCCUUGUAGCAGGUUUGUGGCCUCAUGUGGCUUCACUCCGGAUGUAAAAGUUUGGGAAGUCUGCUUUGGCAAAAAAGGGGACUUCCAAGAGGUUGUGCGAGCGUUUGAACUGAAAGGCCACUCAGCAGCUGUCCUCUUCUUCGCUUUCUCCAAUGAUUCCCGGAGGAUGGCCUCUGUCUCCAAGGAUGGCACAUGGAAACUGUGGGACACAGACGUGGAAUACAAGAAGCAGCAGGACCCCUACUUGCUGAGGACAGGCCGCUUUGAAGAGGCAAGCACCAUGCCAUGCCGCCUGGCACUGUCCCCUGACGCCCAGGUCUUGGCCUUGGCCAGUGGCAGCAGUAUUCAUCUCUACAACACCCGGCGGGGUGAGGAGGAGGAGCACUUUGAGCAGGUCCAUGGGGAGUGCGUCGCUGGCCUGUCCUUUGACGUCACUGGCCGGCUCCUGGCCUCCUGUGGGGACCGGGCAGUGCGGCUCUUCCACAACACCCCCGGCCACCGGGCGGUGGUGGAGGAAAUGCAGGGCCUCCUGAAGCGGGCGUCCAACGAGAGCACCCGCCAGAGGCUGCAGCAGCAGCUGAGCCAGGCCCAAGAGGCCCUGAAGAGCCUGGGUGUCUUGAAGAAAUGACUCUGGGAGGGUGUGGCAGGAAGGAUCUUGCCUGCUGCCACUUUUCUUCCCAGGUGCUCCCCAACUGGAAACCUUUUGAAAAGAGUAUCCUGAUUUUCUUAAUGGUGGCCCCUCUCUCCUUUUUCCCGUUGAAACUGUUCUUGCCUACUUAGAUCUCUCUUCUUGCUGGUUGUGACUCCUGGCCUUGCUAGACCUCCCAGGCUAAUGACCAAGGUGCUUCUUUUUGUCCCGGGCCCAAGAGGUGGAAUCUGUCUUCACCAGGCGCUGAGGAGAGUGGUACGUAGAAGAGAGAGAGAAUGUGGUCUCUGACCUUGUGGCAACACACACCCUGGUACCCAAAGAAGUUUGUAGUAGUGGAGGCAAACCAUAAGGAACACUUGAGUACUGACCAGCGCUUCUGCAGGGAUGGGAACUGGGCUAUCUUCCAAUUACAGGACUGCGGGAUAGUGUCAGGGAAAGGCUAGACUUAAGCCAGGCAAAGCUCCUAACUCCAUCACAAAGUAAUUAAGGGAUUUCAUUCAGUGCCUCAGUUUUCUUAUUUGUAAAAUGGAGAAUAAUCCUCUCUUGACCUCCUUACAAAGAUGUUAUCAGGGUAAGAGAGUAUACAGUCCCUAGAUCUGGAAGACAAGUGGAAAAGAGUAGUAAUACAUGUUAUCUGUUGUCCACUAUCAUUUAUUAACUACUGGGUGAAAAUGGGUCUCACACAGUGUAGUUUGAAACUAAAUUAGAAACACAUGCCUUGAGAAGGUGAAGUUUCUGGAACUUGAUCAUGCAUUUCGUAUCUGGUUCUGCUUUAAGUUGUGUGGAGCAAUCAUAGAACCUGAAGAUGGGGCUGCUCUCUUCCAAGAGUUAUAUCCUGUCUUCAGCUCCUCAAACAUUUGAGUGCCUGUUCUGUGCCCAUGACUGCACUAGGCACCGGAGAGUGAUAUGAAGAAGACGUGAUCUCUACCAUCAGAGGUGGCUGGUGGGAGAGAGGGACACGUGUCUGUUAAGUGAUUUCUCUUCACUUACUCAUAGCUGUAGAAGGCUGUCGCCAAAGUCAGGGCAAGGGAGGGGUCUAAAUCAGGACAGAGGCAAUGGGUUUGAAGUUGAAGGGACAGGUUUGAUAAGAGAUUAGGUAUUUAGAAGUCUGAACUUCUGGAUAUGAGGACUGCUUGGAUGUGGGAGGUGAAGGAAAUGAGGGAUCUAGGAAGACUUGAUUGAGUCUAGGCAAAAUUUAGUCAUCCAAAAUCAAAUUCUUAUUCCCUCUCCCUAAAACUGGGACUUCUCCUAGUUGCCUCCAACUCAUAAAUUGUGGUUUGAACAAGCCACAACCUUGGAGUUCUCCUUAAUUACUCCCUUUUCAUUACUCCCUCCGCCCCACUGCCACUACUACUGUCCACCCCAUCAGAAAAUUCUUCUGGUUAUAGUCCAGAUUAUAUCCUGAAUCUGCUACUUCUCUCCAUCUCUCUGUUACCAGCCUGGUCCUAGCCACUAGCACCUACUGGGUUGCUAUAACAUAGCUUCUUGGGCUCUCUGCUUCCUCUCGUGCCUCAUUAAAUCACUUUUCUACAUAGCAGAGUGACCAUUUGAAAAUAUAAAUCAGAUUAUAGUGGUCCCACACCCUUCAAAGGCUUCUCAUCACACUUAGAAUAAAAUCCAAAAUUCUCACCAUGGCCUUCAAGGGCUGUGUAAUCUGGCUUCUUCCUUACUCUGUAAUCUUGUUACUGCUCUCCCAGCCACCCCAACCUUGCUGUUCCUCAACCAAGCCAAGUUAUUUCCAGCCUCAAGGGGGACUUGUGCCCAUGCUGUUCCCUCUGCCUGGAAGCAUUUUGCUUUUAGUUUGGCAGACUUGUCGUGCAUGUCAUAAUUCAGUUCUCAGUUUCAGUUAGACUUCAGAGAGGCCCUCCCUGACUACCCAGUCUGAAGUAGCCCUUUCCACCAAUCAUAUCACAUCCAUCACGUUAGCUUGCUUUAUUUAUUUUGUACUACUUAAUGCUAGCUGAAAUGAUCUUGUUUGGAUAUUUGUUUGCUUCAGGGGUUUCAGCUUAAAUGCUGUGGAUAUCAAGUGGGUAAUGUAAAUGCAUGAAUUGGGCCACAGUUGUCCGAUAUAAGACAGUAGGAAAUGGGACUGAAGUGAUCUCUGGGGGGGCGUGUGUCCUGGGUAAGGGGCAGGAGUGGCCGCUACUUACUAUUAAGGAAUCCUGCACAAGUUGCCAGUUGAGAGAAGCUAGGAGUUGGCAAUUAUAAAAGGAAAAAAUUAAGCACCGUGUUGACCAAACAACACUAAUGUGGGCCAGAUGCAGCCCACCAGUCUCUCCUUGGCGGCUUCUGGAUUGUUCAUUAACCCACUGGAAUGUGAGCUCCAUAAGAAUAGAAUGCUUGUCUGUCUGACUUGCUCCGUAUCCCAAGCACAGUACCUGGGACAGAGUAAGCACUCAGUAAGUGUUGAACUCAAACCAGGGGCAGCCGACAGACGUUUCAGUGCCCUCUGUGUAUCCUCCCACUCCCGGUUUGCACUGUGGUUUUAUGUUCCUGGUAAGAGGCUUCUGAUUGGUAAUGCUAUGUGUAUGGCUCCUGGUGAAUAUUUGCUUUCUGGUUGUCAGAUUAUGAGACUCAAACACUUCUUUGCCUAUCUGCUUGGCUCUGGCUUUACUCUCGCUGUAGAUCCAGGAGAGCAAGUGCCCAGAGAAGGUUGAGUUACUGGAGUCAGAAGUCUUCAGUUUCAGUUUCAGCUGGGUCAUUACUCGCUUGAGACCUUGAGCAGAUCACUUGACCUCUCUGAGUUUGCUUCCUCAACUGUAAAAUGGGAAUAAAUCCUGCCCUGUGUACCUUG
This is a messenger RNA of Equus caballus (horse), 4227 nucleotides long. RefSeq names its product transducin beta like 2 (gene TBL2). Gene Ontology annotation, molecular function: protein binding. Gene Ontology annotation, cellular component: endoplasmic reticulum. NCBI's taxonomy places the organism in Eukaryota, Metazoa, Chordata, Mammalia, Perissodactyla, Equidae. Gene Ontology annotation, biological process: endoplasmic reticulum unfolded protein response. The record is from RefSeq and is a predicted model, not a curated record.